AUGCCUUUAAAUGCUCUCAGUGAGAAUAGGACACGAAUCUUUACUUGUCGCUCAUCUCGCGGAAGUAACCCAGUGGCAUCGGUACACUGGAAAUUGUUAACCUCUGUGGAUUAUAUCACCAGUAUCCCAGUCAGCAAUAUCUCCGUUCCAAUUAAUCGACGCACAUUAGACAGUCUUCUCUCAGGAACCAAUGAAGAUCAUACAUUUAAUCCUGGUGAAAUAGCUGAUUUUGAUUCAAAAUUGAUGGAAUCGCAGUCGAAAGUUGACCCAAUCAAUUACGGAUUGAUAGCAUUUUCUGAAGCCACACUUGUUAGUCGGCCGUGGUACAAUGGAGCCAGAGUCAGUUGUCAGCUAAUUUGGUCGCCUAAAGAAAACAGAAACUUGACUGCAGCGCACACGAAUAAAACUUCUUCCAGCCAAACAGAGUACAGCAAAUCAGUUUACCUCAUCACUGAAGUAAUCUUCGCUCCAACAGCAGUCAGUCUUAGUGCGAUUCCUCGUAACGGAAUUCAAGAAAAUAGCGGUCAACAGCUUCUUGAAUGCAUAACGACGUCUGCUAUUCCUGCGGCUCAAAUUACUUGGUAUCGUAGGAAACCAGCAUAUAAUUUGGGGCCGACAAGUAGCACUACUUCAACCAUGCAUCUGCAGCACGCAACAGCUGAAGAUCCUUUGCAAUUGACAAAAGAAGACAUUUUGAUUCAGAAUGGAGUAGCAAUGGAGAAACUUCCAGGACUGUACGGUGGCAAGCGAGUGGUCAGUCGUCUCCACUUGUCAAACAUCUCGCGCAUAGAUGAUGGAGUGGUUUACAUUUGUAAAGUCACUCACGUUGAAUGGAUUCGCAGCAUUGGCAGACUACAUCAGUUAGCAGUGUUAUUUCCACCUUCUUUAUCAAUCGAAAUCACUCCGUCAAAUUGGAAACGAAGAAUAGGCAGCUCUGUCACAUUACUGCAUUGUAUCGCUGACGGCGGCCGUCCAAAAUUUCCAGAUCAUUUGGAGGAACAUCUGUCUGAAGUUCCUAGUCCACAACGGCAACAAUUGUCUUUGAGGAAAGUACAUGGCCAAGACCGAAACUUACCAGUUCUAGAUACGCAUGAUGAUUGGAAGUUCACGUGGUUUUUUCGUCCCUCAUAUCCAAAACAACCGGUCUCUGCUUCGGUGUUGAUCAAUAAUAACUCCUUGCAAAACUUUGCGUCCGUUGGUGACAUGGUCAGAACAUCCGAUAAGAAUCCAUCAUUGUUGAUUAUCCGGAAUCCAGAGAAGAGUAAUGCCGGCGCGUACACCUGCCGCUUGGAUGGCCCUGGUGGGAUGGUCUUCAAAACGACCCUUGUAACUUUUGCCUUUCCCCCAGAACUAGUCCCGUCGGGAGCAACAGUCUUCACAGCGCCAACUGGCUUUAGGGCUGUGUUAGAACUUCAUGUAUGGGCUUUUCCGCACCCGCUCAUAAACACACCUAUGCUCGAAGGAUACAGAACACCCAGGCGAGAGAAUUUCUGUGAAAUACGUCAGAAUGCAUCCAACCAUCGCUCAACAAGUCUUAAUUAUACAUGGUUCAAAGUUAUCACAACUGGCAGUUGGCCCAAUGUGCAAAUCACUUCUCGGAAGCAGUUGACUGCGUCAGACAGACAAUACACUCAGAGUGACACAAUGCCCCAGCAAGAACGUAUAUGGAGUGAUGUGGUUUUGGUAAACCUUGCAACUGCCCAGUCGCGAUUACUGGAUACCAUGGUUUAUCGUCCUCAGAGUGGAUUCAUGGCGAGUGAAAAUGAAAUGAAGAUACCGACACUAGUGUACCGAUUAUUCUUCCCAACAGUUACUGCAGAAGAUCAUGGUGAAUAUUUAUGCGAAGUGGAGCAUAUGCUAGGAAAGAAAGCAUUCUUGGUUAAGUUGCAGCCUCCAGGUGCGUGGAAACGUUUUAUCCAAAGUUAA
Messenger RNA from Dicrocoelium dendriticum, 1926 nucleotides. Lineage: Eukaryota; Metazoa; Platyhelminthes; Trematoda; Plagiorchiida; Dicrocoeliidae. The record is from the annotation of a GenBank genome assembly.